Messenger RNA from Ctenocephalides felis (cat flea), 596 nucleotides. Its product is annotated as zinc finger protein 706-like. NCBI's taxonomy places the organism in Eukaryota, Metazoa, Arthropoda, Insecta, Siphonaptera, Pulicidae. The coding region runs from base 145 to 378 and encodes 77 amino acids. The record is from RefSeq and is a predicted model, not a curated record. The transcript is spliced from 3 exons.
UUGUUAAUUAAUAUAUUAUUUUUAUAAUUGUAAUAAAAUAAAAAAGUGUUUGUAGCUUGUUUGUUAAUUUGUUUCGUCACAAUAUGUUUUGUCGUUUUGGCAUUCUUUCAUUAAUUGUAAACCCGACAAUUCUCUUGGAAAGACAUGGCGCGUGGUCAGCAGAAAGUGCAAUCGCAACAGAAAGCCGCUGAAAAAUCGGCGAAAUUGAAGAAACAACAAGGACACAGUGCAAACGAACAAAAAAAGGCAGCUCAGAAAGCUCUUGUUCACGUUUGUGCUAUAUGCAAGGCUCAAAUGCCAGAUCCGAAAACAUACAAGCAGCAUUUUGAAAACAAACACCCAAAAAAUGAUCUUCCUGAGGAUCUGAAAGGAAUAUAAUAUGAAGUUGUAAUAUUUCAAUAAUGUUGUCUUAAAAUUUCUCAUCUAUAAUAUUUUGUGCUGUGUUUUAUAUUGUUCUAAUUUAUAUAUAUAUAUAUAUACAUAUGUAUUUAUAUAUAUAUGUGUAUAUAUUCACCAACGAAAUAAAGAUUUCACAUUCAUACAGCAUUUAGAGAUUCAUAGAUUUUAUAUUAUAUAUGCUGUGCAUGUUAUGUUUA